Messenger RNA from Octopus sinensis (East Asian common octopus), 405 nucleotides. RefSeq names its product cathepsin L1-like. The transcript has a single exon. Gene Ontology annotation, cellular component: lysosome. NCBI's taxonomy places the organism in Eukaryota, Metazoa, Mollusca, Cephalopoda, Octopoda, Octopodidae. The record is from RefSeq and is a predicted model, not a curated record. The coding region runs from base 1 to 405 and encodes 134 amino acids. Gene Ontology annotation, molecular function: cysteine-type endopeptidase activity.
AUGGAAAGCCAAUAUGCAAUAAAUAAUAAUAAACUGACAUCUUUAAGUGAGCAAAACAUCAUAGACUGCUCGUGGAAUUAUGGAAACAAUGGAUGUAGUGGAGGAUUGAUGGGGAAUGUGUUUGAAUAUGUCAAAGUCAACAACGGAAUUGACACCGAGGAAAUGUAUCCUUACGAAGGAGAGGUAUUUUUUCUGAUUAAAUCAAAGGAUGAAACUUGUCGAUAUAAAAGAAAUCCAUUCACAUUGACUGGCCAGGGAAUGGUUGAUUCUGAAAACGAAACAGCUUUGAUGGUGGCCGUAGCCACAAUCGGUCCAAUCUCCGUUGGAAUUAACGCAAAUUCAGAUUUCAUGCAAUACGAAUCGGGCAUGUUUUCAGAAAAAGUGAUUUUUAGGAAUUUUCACUAG